Gastrolobium bilobum is the source of this 390-nucleotide messenger RNA. RefSeq lists its product as uncharacterized. The coding region runs from base 1 to 390 and encodes 129 amino acids. Gene Ontology annotation, molecular function: RNA-DNA hybrid ribonuclease activity; nucleic acid binding. The transcript is spliced from 2 exons. NCBI's taxonomy places the organism in Eukaryota, Viridiplantae, Streptophyta, Magnoliopsida, Fabales, Fabaceae. The record is from RefSeq and is a predicted model, not a curated record.
AUGGCAGGGUGGGCCGGGCCGCCCACUUUGCCACCUCUACUCGUUAGAGAUGAAAAGGGUAACUGGGUGAGAGGUUUCACUUACAGAAUUAGGGUGUACACUCCUCUAAUAGCAGAGCUUUGGGCAAUUCUUAAGGGGUUGAAAAUGGUCUGGGACUGUGGGGCUAGGAAACUGAUAGUUGAAGGAGAUUCUUCUCUAGCUAUGGGAGCGAUAGCAGAGGGAGAUGACAAUGGGAACAUCGCUCAGCUCUUAGAAGAGAUGCGAAUAGGAUGUGCGGAGUUUUUAGCACAUUUCCAUUGUAAUAUUGAUGAUCUUUUGUCUAUUCAUCAAGUUCCCCCUGCUAAUCUUGAGUGGAUGCUGGCUCAAGAGAUGGGAUCUGUAAGUAGUUAG